AUGGCUUCCUCGUCGCUGGACACGGAGGCGGGAGCCGGAGCACAGCACAAGGCCGGCGGCGACAGCAGCGGGUACACCACGGCGGCCACCGCCCACGCAGUAGACACAGAUGCAUGGCAUGGCAAUGGCAUGCCGCGUGCUGAGCGCGUUGCAGAUUCAUGGCAGCAGGUUGGGCUGCUGCUGGUGACGGGGUUCAACUGCGCCUAUGUGCUCAGCUUCUCCAACCUGAUGAUGGUGCCGCUGGGGUGGGGCUGGGGCGCCGCCUGCCUGCUGCUCCUCGCCGCCGCCGCCUGGUACGCCAACUGGCUGCUCGCCGGCCUCCACGUCGUCGACGGCCAGAGGUUCAUCCGCUACAGGGACCUCAUGGGCUUCGUCUUCGGGAGGAAAAUGUACUACCUCACCUGGUUCCUGCAGUUCACCACCCUGCUCCUGGGAAGCAUGGGCUUCAUUCUGCUCGGCGGAAGAGCACUCAAGGCGAUCAGCGCGGAGUUCACCCAGACCCCUCCGCGGCUGCAGUGGUUCAUCGCCGCGACGGGGUUCGUCUACUUCGCCUUCGCCUACUUCGUGCCCACCAUCUCCGCCAUGAGGAACUGGCUGGCCACCUCCGCCGCGCUCACCGUCACCUUCGACGUCGCGCUGCUCGCCGUCCUCGUCAGGGACGGCCGGUCGAACUCGCGGCGGGUCGACUACGCCGUCCACGGGACGCAGGCGGAGAAGGUGUUCAACGCGCUGGGCGCGGUGGCGGCGAUCCUGGUGUGCAACACCUCGGGCCUGCUCCCGGAGAUCCAGUCGACGCUGCGGAAGCCGGCGGUGGGCAACAUGCGGCGGGCGCUGGCGCUGCAGUACACGGUGGGGGCCGCCGGGUACUACGGGAUCAGCGUGGCCGGGUACUGGGCCUACGGCGCCGCCGCGUCCGAGUACCUCCCCAACCAGCUCUCCGGCCCGCGCUGGGCCUCCGUGCUCAUCAACGCCACCGCCUUCCUCCAGAGCAUCGUCUCGCAGCACCUGUUCACGGUGCCGAUCCACGAGGGCAUGGACACGGGGCUGCAGAGGCUGGAGGAGGGCAUGUUCUCGCGCUACAACAUGACGCGCCGCCUCUUGGCCAGGGGGCUGCUCUUCGGGGUCAACGUCUUCGUCACCGCGCUCUUCCCCUUCAUGGGCGACUUCGUCAACCUCUUCGGCUCCUUCGCGCUCUUCCCGCUCACCUUCAUGUUCCCCAGCAUGAUCAUCCUCAAGAUCAAAGGGGAGUGCGACGGGAGAUGGGGCAGGCUCUGGCACUGGGGCGUCAUCGUCGUCUCCUCGGCCGUCGGUCUCGCCACCUCCGCCGCCGCCGUCAGAUUGAUCCUGCACAACGCCAGCGUCUACCGCUUCUUCGCCGACACCUAG
Molecule: messenger RNA, 1386 nt
Organism: Triticum turgidum subsp. durum (durum wheat)
Lineage: Eukaryota; Viridiplantae; Streptophyta; Magnoliopsida; Poales; Poaceae
Source: the annotation of a GenBank genome assembly